GGUGAAUGGAACAGCUGUUCGCCGCUAUAUGCAUCCCGCUCGCACUCGCAGCGCUGAAGGACGGAAUAAACAAACCGAUUUUGAAUCGGAAUUAACUGAGAAAUAACACCCCGGAAACCACACAACCCCCAUCAAAAUGUCCGGCAAGGACGAUCGAUCCAAGGAAAAGCGCAGGAACAUGAAGCAGUACAAUCAUCACCAUAAAAAGGAACAAGGGCGAUCCACCACGUCGUCGGGAUCGCCACCACCCACCUCCCGUCGCAGCAUGGUAGAUGUGGCGGACUCGAGCGAUGAGCCACGCUUUGCCAGGCGUGGCAAUUGGCAGUCCAGUGGAGCAGACCGCUCCUCGCUGGCACCGCAACGCAAUAGGGACAUGCUGGACACCCUGCCCAGCGACAACGAUGAUGUGGAGCAACUGGGCCUGGGCGGUGCACCCAUCGAUGAGAAUGCCCGCGCCCAGUUGCGUGCUGGCGACUUCCAGCAGCUGGCCCAGUUUCCCAGCCUCGGCGGCGGCCACUUCACCUUUGGAUCGGAGCGGGAAUGGGCCAACGUGGCCGAUGGUCAGACCAAGCUGCACACCAAGGCUGCCAGUGGUUACUUCACGCUGAACCUCACCCGCCUAAAUGCGGGCUUGCAAACGAUUCCGUUCUACAAGCGUAUGGAUUAUCCGGCAUCUUUGUUCACCCGUGCCCAGAUUGUGGCCCAAGAGGAGGCCGCCGAACGGGCUGAGACAGUUUACCAGCAGCGCAUUCUCAAGGACGCCAAUGGGGGCGCAAAGUCUCGAGCUCCCUCUGCUAAGUCGAGUAAGGAGGUAGCCCCUGCAGCGGCGGAGAAACCAGCAGCUGCGCCUGCAGCUGAACCCGAUGAACUCGACGAGCUGUUGGCCAUGACCAAUACGCAAUUGGAUAUAGGUUCGGGAACCGUAGGACCCAUCACGAUGCCCAUGCCCAUGCCCAUGGUGCAACCGGCGACGCCUUCCCCGGCAGCCAGCAAAAACGAUGUGGAGCAAUGGUUGGAUUCCGUUUUGGAUGAAUAAGUAAUGCGGGAGUUUAUCCCAAUGGUACAGCACUUUCCGGAUUAUUUCCAGAGCUUUCUAAGCUAGUUAUGCCUAUACGACAUAUUCAAAUCACUAAGUGCUUGCCUUUAAGAAGUAGCGUUGAUAUUUGUAUCAUUAAACUUGUGAAAUCUACAGU
Molecule: messenger RNA, 1193 nt
Organism: Drosophila teissieri
Lineage: Eukaryota; Metazoa; Arthropoda; Insecta; Diptera; Drosophilidae
Gene: Aven
Exons: 2
Coding region: 137-1036 (299 amino acids)
Biological process (GO): negative regulation of G2/M transition of mitotic cell cycle
Source: RefSeq, a predicted model, not a curated record